CAAAUUCUGGGCUGCGAGGGUGCUACCCUUCGUCGGGCGCCGCCACCCGCUCCCCGCCCCUCCGGCGCCCUCCCGCGAGGUGGGGAAACGAAGGGCCACUUCUUUCUCUUUUGGUUUCCUCGGCUCCUAGCGUGGGGAACGCGCGAGAGAGACAGGCCUCGCUUCACCUGAUCCGGCCUCGCGCGCUCGCCCGUGCUGGGGUUUCCUCGCCCCACACCAGUCCGGACGAGGAAACUAGUUGGGGCGGUGACUCCCCCCCCUCCCCCCCCCUUACGCCCGGUUCCUGAGCGGGGCAGCGAGGCCACCGGGAAGUGACUCCUCACUCUCGGGUUUUUCUUUAAUUUUUUCCCACCCGUUCCGCCUGGGCGCGUGGUCCCUCUGGGCCGCGUGCGGACAGCCAUGCACUAGGCAGGGUUUCCCUUAUGCGCCUGGAGAGCGCGGACCGGUGCCUCAGGCCGUCGCCGCCUCCUGCCGCCCGCAGAGCCCGAGCCGGAGCAGCCGUCUGCCUUAGGCCGGGGCGUCGAGGAGCAGGCGGCGCGGCCAUGUGGGGCUAGCCCGCGCCACGCCUGGGCUGCAGCAGGACCGGCAACAUGGAAGGGACCGUCGGCGUCCCCGACGGCGGGGACCAGGGCGGCGCAGGGUUUCGCGGGGACGCGACGCCCAUGGAUGCCUAUUUGCGGAAACUGGGCUUGUAUCGCAAACUGGUGGCCAAAGACGGGUCGUGCCUGUUCCGGGCCGUGGCGGAACAGGUGUUGCACUCUCAGUCUCGCCAUGUUGAAGUCAGAAUGGCCUGUAUUCACUAUCUUCGAGAAAACAGAGAGAAAUUUGAAGAGUUUAUAGAAGGGUCAUUUGAAGAGUAUUUAAAACGUUUGGAAAAUCCACAGGAAUGGGUUGGACAAGUGGAAAUAAGUGCCCUUUCUCUUAUGUACAGGAAAGAUUUUAUAAUUUAUCAGGAGCCAAAUGUUUCUCCUUCACAAGUAACUGAAAAUAAUUUUCCUGAAAAGGUAUUACUGUGUUUUUCAAAUGGAAAUCAUUAUGAUAUUGUCUAUCCAAUAAAGUAUAAAGAUAGUUCUGCUAUGUGUCAGUCUCUCCUUUAUGAAUUGCUGUAUGAGAAGGUAUUUAAAACUGAUGUUAGUAAAAUCUUGAUGGGACUAGACACCACUGAGGUAGAUGAUGAAACCAUCAACGACAGUGAAAUAUCAGAUUCAGAGGAUGACAGUUGCAAGAGUAAAACUACCGCUGUUAAUGAUGUGAAUGGAUUUACUCUUUCAGGCAAUCAGCACCUAAAGAACAAUAGGAACUCUACUAGCCUUUCUUUGUCUAGAAAGGUUCUUAAGUCGCUCAAUCCAGCAGUCUAUAGAAAUGUGGAAUAUGAAAUUUGGCUGCAGUCUAAACAAGCUCAACAAAAACAUGAUUAUUCUGUCGCUGCUGGUUUACAGUAUGAAGUUGGAGAAAAAUGCCAAGUUAGGUUAGAUCACAAUGGAAAAUUUUCUAAUGCAGACAUUCAAGGGGUUUACUCUGAGAACGGACCAGUUUUGGUUGAAGAACUUGGAAAGAAACAAUCACUGAAGAACCUCAAACCACCUCCCUCAGAAAGCUGGAAUACAGUGUCAGGGAAGAAGAUGAAAAAAACAUCUGCUUCUACUCAAAAUUUCCAUUCUGACAUGGAUUAUAGAGGGCCAAAGAAUCCAAGCAAGCCAACAAAAGCCCCGUCAGCACUACCUCCUCGACUACAGAAUCCUUCAGGAAUGAGACAACCUGCAUUCUCUAGUCAUUCUCCAGGGUCACAGUCUCAGAAAUCCUCCAGUGAGCACAAAAAUCUUAGUAGGACACCCUCCCAAAUUAUAAGAAAAACUGAUCGUGAGAGACCUGAAGAUUUUGAUCACACAAGUCGAGAAUCUAACUAUUUCGGCCUCUCUCCAGAGGAGCGCAGAGAGAAGCAAGCUAUAGAAGAAUCUCGUUUGCUCUAUGAGAUUCAGAACAGAGAUGAACAGGCUUUCCCAGCCCUUUCCAGCUCAUCAGUCGGUCAGUCAACUUCUCAGAUUAGCAACUCAUGUGUGCAGAGAAAAUCAUCCCAUGUCAGUGAUAGAAAGGGAAGCAGGCGGAGAAUAGAUACAGAAGAUCGAAAAGAUAAAGAACCUAUCCAGGGACAUAUGCACUUGGAUAAAAAACCUGAGCCAAGCACAUUGGAGAAUAUUAGCGAUGAUAAAUGUGCAAGAGUUUCAUCACCAUCAAAGUCGAAGAAAUUGGAGUGCCCAUCUCCUGCAGAACAAAAGCCAGCAGAACAUGUGUCUUUGUCAAAUCCAGCUCCCCUUCUAGUUUCUCCAGAGGUACAUCUAACUCCUGUGGUGCCUUCUUUACCAGCCACUGUGCCAGCCUGGCCAAGUGAACCUGCAGCUUUUGGAGCAACAGGUGUCCCUGCUCAAAUUUCUGUUUUGCCAGUGACCCAGACUCUGCCCACUGGACCUGAUUCUGCUGUGUCACAGGCGCAGUUAACACCCUCUCCAGUUCCUGUGUCAAUACAGGCAGUCAACCAACCCUUGAUGCCUUUGCCUCAGACAUUGAGCCUUUACCAAGACCCACUCUAUCCUGGGUUUCCUUAUAAUGAAAAGGGAGAUCGAGCCAUUGCACCUCCUUAUUCACUGUGUCACACUGGGGAGGACUUGCCUAAAGAUAAGAGCAUUCUUCGAUUCUUCUUCAAUCUUGGUGUGAAGGCAUAUAGUUGUCCUAUGUGGGCCCCACAUUCUUACCUGUACCCUCUGCACCAGGCCUACCUGGCAUCCUGCAGGAUGUACCCAAAGGUCCCUGUCCCUGUAUAUUCUCACAGUCCUUGGUUCCAAGAAGCUCCUUCUGCUCAGAAUGAAAGUGAUUGUACCUGUACAGAUGCACACUUCCCUAUGCAGAGCGACGUCGGCAUUAAUGGUCAGAUGCCACCAGCAGAGAUUGGGCCGCCAACAUUUUCUUCACCUCUGGUUAUCCCCCCAUCUCAGGUGUCUGCAAGUCAUGGACAGUUGUCUUACCAGGCUGAUCUUGAAUCUGAGAACUCUGGGCAUCUUCUUCAUGCUGAAUAUGAAGAAUCACUGAGUGGCAAGAAUAUAUACCCACAACCGUCCUUUGGACCUAAUCCAUUCUUAGGCCCAGUUCCAAUUGCACCUCCUUUCUUUCCUCCUGUUUGGUAUGGGUAUCCAUUUCAGGGAUUCAUAGAAAACCCACUAGUGAGGCAGAAUAUUGUCUUGCCCUCUGAUGAGAAAGGAGAAUUGGAUCUGCCCCUGGAAAAUCUGGAUCUGUCUAAAAAAUGUGGUUUGGUUUCAGCAGUAGAUGAGUUUCAGGAGGCCAGGGGUGAAGGAGCACACCUCACUGAAGCAAGUGUGAGGAGUAAGCGUGAAGGCCGGGUGGAGCAGUCGUCUCAGACGCUGAAGACAGAUGUGGCAUUGGCUUCCAUCCCUCUUGUAGAAGAGGGAAAAGCUCAUCAUCCUAAUCAAAUUCUAAACAGAGAAAGAGAAACAUUGCAUGUUGAACUUGAGCCUAAAAGGACCAUUCCAAGUCUGAAAGAAAAACAAGAAAAAGUGAAAGAUCCUAAGACCGCUCCUGAUGUGGUCAGCCCUGGGGCCAACUCAGUGGAUAGCAGAGUGCAAAGACCAAAAGAAGAGAGUUCAGAAGAUGAAAAUGAAGUGGCUAAUAUUCUGAAAAGUGGUAGAUCCAAGCAGUUCUAUAAUCAGACUUAUGGAGGCAGAAAGUACAAAAGCGAUUGGGGCUAUUCUGGUAGGGGAGGAUACCAGCACGUGAGAGGUGAGGAGUCCUGGAAAGGACAACCAAGCAGAAGCCGGGAUGAAGGUUAUCAGUACCAUCGAAAUGUCAGAGGACGGCCAUAUAGGGGAGAUAGGAGGAGAUCAGGGAUGGGAGAUGGCCAUAGGGGACAGCACACUUGAUGGUUGUUGCUGGAGUGUUUUAGAAGCAGAGACGCUUUCUUAGGCAGAAUGUUUCUGAAGGCUUAAAAAAAAAUACAUUAAAAUAAAAACCGAAAUUGGAACUAUCUUCUCCCCUACCCUUUACCCUGACUCCUAUCCUGGACAAGAGAUUAUGGAAAUGAGUUUAAGGGGGUAGAUGAAUUCCUGACAUUGCCAUUUUCCUUUAUUCAAAAUCUGUUGAUUUAUUUAUCGGGUGAUUGCCCUCAUAAAAAGUAGAAAAUAAGUUUGUUAAAGUAUUUUUUAUAAACAGCCUAAUAUAAAACAUCAUAGAUUUAGUGUUUGGUUUUUUCCUUGUAUGAUAUAUAAGUUUGAUUUCAAAUGUUGGAAAUGUGUGCUUUAUGGCAUUUACUGAAAUAAUAAGAAAAUAUACCAUUUGACACACUAUAGAUUCCAAACAUAACAUUGCACCAAAUAGAAAUUUAUAUUUUAUUAUGCAAUGCCUUAGUCAUAAACUGGGCUCAAACAAUUCUCAGCCUAAAACACUGUUAUCUUUUGAAAUGCUUCCAACCCAAAGGCCUUUCAUCUCAAUAUCUGUCAGACUUGAAUAAUGUCUUCUCUUUAAUAUUAUACAUAAGGCAGCCUAUUAACCUGUGUCUUAGAAAUGUUGUAUAUAGUUCUUUUAAUAUACAUAGGGUAUAUUUUUGAAUUUUGGUAUUUGUUGAACUUCCAAUUGCAGACAGGAAUAGAUAACUAAGAAAUAAUAGGAAAUCCAUUGAAAUAUGGCUGAUCCCACCAAGAAUUCUUAGCACUGGUGUAAAUAUCAUGGUGCCUACUCAAAAGAAAUGUAGAUGCUAUGCAUUUUGAAAAUAAUCUGCAUCUGUUAAAACUGCAGAAUUUUUUAAUGCCACUUUAACACUAAUGCACUGACAGAUUCUAAAUAUUUUGUGAGAAGAAAUGUUAAAAAUUUUUUAGCCUGACCAGGUUUCUUUAGAGAGUGUGUUUUGUUUUUUCUCCUUGAACCAUUGGUUAUGUGUAUCACUUUACAUUUGCAUGUUCAACUUGUCACAGCUGGAGCUAUUGUUCAAAAAUAAGAAUAUUGUGACUUCUGGUUCUUUUGUAGAGGAUGCUGCUAGAAAAUGCUUUUGCAUCACAUUUUUAAUGCUUGUUAUACUUAGGUAACAUGUCUCUGAUCCUGCUUCCUUCUCUCAUCUUUGCAGUAUUCCUAGAGGUCACCUUUGCAUGUUGCACUCUGUUCUCAUUUGGAGAUUUGACUCUGAAUCAACACAGUAUUCCCUCAUCUGUGUUAUUUUGUAAAAAUAACUGUGGCUUACAUUUCUAAUUUGUACAUACAAAUGUGAAAACCUACCUUUUUAAUGUUAAGACAUCACCUUUUGAUCAGGAAGCUUGAGUGCUAUGCAAAUAAUGGUAGUUUUUCUUUGCAUGCUAUGUGUAAUAUAUUUAGCCAAAAAUAGAUGUGGUGUUUUUUUUUUUUUGUUUUUUUUUUUUACGACAAAUUACUUUAAAAGCAAAUACAAUUCACUUGAAUUUGACAAACUGAAGCAGAUGAGUUUUCUGGGUUCUCUGAUAACCUAUAGGAAUGUUUGGGUGCCAGCUUGGCUCAGUGAAUCUGUACUGUACUGUAAUAAUGGUUAUUUACCUCUGUGCUGUUGUAAUUACCUAAUGUCUGUUUAACUGCUGAUUUGAGUAGUGGUAGCAUUUAGAUGUAACAGGAUUUUAGAAAGCACUUUGAAAGAAAAUAUUUUUGUUAUGAUGGUGCUAGGUAAAACUAUGUAAAGACUGGGAUGAUCGUGUGGGAGUGAAACAUGUUUGAGAGGCCCUGUUGAAAGGAUGUGUUCUUGUCUCUUGUAAGCUAGAACAGUUGGCCUAGCUGUUUUUUUUUUCUUUGUUAACAUUAAUGGUUGAAUUAUGGAAUGAGAAGUAAGGUUAGAGGGUUCUUCACUUUCGGCCCAUUUUACCUGAUGAUUUUUAGGAAAAUCACAUUUAGAUUUAUUUACCAGAUUUAAAAGUUCAUUGUAAGUUUGAUCCCAGGAGUCCAAAAGAAAUCAAUUUACAGUGCCCUUCAUUUUAUUGACUGGGGUUUGAGCAUCUCAGUUUCUGGAGAUUUAAACUUGGACAGGAAAGAAUACUGUUCAUUUCCUCACUGACACUCUGUCUUAACCUUGGUUGAGUAACUGUACUCCAUAGCUCUUGAAGGAAAAACUGAUUUGCUUCCUGUUUCCCAUAUCUCACUUCAAGGAAUAUAAUGGAAAUGGCGCUGAAAUUUUUUUUUAGCAGAUAGUACUUUACUCAGUGACCUCUGAAAUAAAAGAACUCUGAUUUUUGAUAAUUAUUUUAAAAAUUACCAGUCUUUGCAUGAAGGUCAUCCCCCCUCCUCCCCCCCGCCCAUUUUCCUUUAGAUUUGUUUUAAAAUGUAUUAGUGCAGGGAAUUUUGCCUUAUGCUGAGGUCAAAACUAGGGCUUACAACUUCUGUCCAUUUUAACUGAUAAGAGUCAUACUGUAUGUUGACAUAAGAUAUAAAGUUUCUCUAUAAGAGUAAAGAAGCUCAAGUAUAGAAUGGAGAAUCAUUUGUAUUUGAGUUGGAGAUUAUGGAACUUAACUGUAUUAUCAUAUACAUAUGGAAGAACAAAUGUUUAGAACUGACCAAAGCUCACUUGUUCUCUUUGUUUUAGUUAGGUGCUUUUGCUCAACUUGAUUCCUGCCCCUUGUUCUUUUAGUAUUAUGUAUAUUUCUCAUCAUCAAGUUAAUUUCCUCUCAGAGUGAUCUUCCACCCUUGCCCUGUGUGCUCCUUGGCAGCGGGAUGCUGGCAUCUGUGGAGUCUCGUGCUGUUCCUGGUAACCACCUGUUCAUUUGCAUGGCAGAUCUAGGCUCAGACCCUGCCUUGACCUGGCAAGAGUAGGUUUUCCCAAACCACAACACAGAAUAGAGCCUGUUGGAUGCAGACUCUCUCUGUAUUCUUGCAGUAUGUUGUUUCCUUGUGACUCAAGAUUGAAUCACAAUGCCUGUGAACUGCAAACUUGCUUAAGAUUGACUUGGUGCAAUAAAGUUCCUUUCUAACCAUUUCUGGUUUAGAAAACAUUCAGCCAUCCUAGAAACUAGCAAUAUUUAUUUCUGCCUCAUUUGUUUUAUCUUCAUUUUUUGAUGAGGUGAACUUUUUGCCUUUCAUUUAUGGGUACUAAGCAAGGUCCAUUCUAGUGUAGCUGAAGAGAAUGCACAUUUGGCUACACUAUUUCUGUUUACUCUGUUUUGCUCCUUAUUUUACGUCUAAAUGCUCGUGUUUUUGUUUGAAAUAGUAAAUGGCUCAUUUCCAGUAUGUCAGUCUCAAACUAAUAUUUUGCUACUAGCGUUAGCCAUUUGCUCUCCCACUAAUUGAUUUUUUUUUUUUUAAGGGAUUAUUUUCCCUUGAAGUUUUAGAAAAUCCUAGAAGAGGGGUGGGUGCAUGUCUUAAUGCUGGGAAACAGCAACUUUGGGGUUGAAUUUACUUGAAUGGAUUAAAAAUUGCAUUGAUACAGAGCUAGAAAAAAUUUAUGUAUGAAAAAUAAUAGCCUUACACUGAGUACAAAUAUAAUUAAAAGCAUGUGAAGAUGUGAUUGAUUGUGAUGUUACUUGUAAAAAAAAAGUAUAUAUACAUAUCUUUUGAAGUGUUGAAAGGAAAAUAGUACUUUAUAUUCUUUAUCACAUCACUUUUUGUAAGUGUUCAAUAUAUUCCUGUUUAUUUUUCUAUGUUCUGUUUUGUAGCCUUAAGAAGUGUUUCAAACAUAUCUGAAUGUAUAAAAUAAGUAAAUGCCCUACAUGGUGUGAUGCUGCAUUAUAUAUAUAAAACUGUGUGCAUAUAUUAAAUUUUGUCUCUUGA
Molecule: messenger RNA, 7779 nt
Organism: Choloepus didactylus (southern two-toed sloth)
Lineage: Eukaryota; Metazoa; Chordata; Mammalia; Pilosa; Megalonychidae
Gene: OTUD4
Product: OTU deubiquitinase 4
Biological process (GO): regulation of protein K48-linked deubiquitination; negative regulation of interleukin-1-mediated signaling pathway; protein deubiquitination
Molecular function (GO): K63-linked deubiquitinase activity; cysteine-type deubiquitinase activity
Source: RefSeq, a predicted model, not a curated record